AUGGCCUUCCUCUUCAAGUCCAAGAAAAGCCAAGACCGCGCCUUGUCGAGCCGUGACGGUAAUUCGAGCUCACACGUCACGAGUGCUAGCGUGCGGCUGGCUCGCGACGAAAAGAACGUUGCCCAAAGAGCCACUCCCACAGGUAGCUUGAACUCUAUGGAUGAGCUUGGCAAUGGUAGUCCCGACCAGAUUCGCCGCGGAGGUAGCUUGGACCAGAUGCAAUCUUCAGAUUUGCCUCUUCGCAACGGGCCACCUUCAUCAAACCCAAAUGCUUCACUUUACCCCUGGUCGCAACGGCGGCUAACGUACACGCAAUCCAACCCCACUCCGUUCCCAAGAUAUGGCGCUGCCGUCAACGCAACCGCUUCGAAAGAGGGUGAUAUAUACAUGAUGGGUGGUCUGAUCAAUAGUUCCACGGUCAAAGGCGACCUUUGGAUGAUCGAGGCAGGGGGGAACUUGGCUUGCUACCCUCUAGCGACCACUGCCGAAGGUCCAGGGCCUAGAGUUGGUCAUUCAAGCUUGCUUGUGGGCAAUGCUUUCAUUGUCUACGGCGGUGACACCAAGAUUGACGAGUCGGAUGUUCUGGACGAAACGUUAUAUUUGCUCAAUACGUCAACCAGGCACUGGUCCCGCGCUCUGCCCGCCGGCCCCAGACCGUCAGGUCGUUAUGGACACUCCCUCAAUAUUCUUGGUUCCAAAAUAUACAUCUUUGGAGGUCAGGUCGAGGGCUACUUUAUGAACGAUCUUUCUGCAUUUGACUUGAAUCAGUUGCAAUCUUCGAAUAAUAGGUGGGAGAUUUUGCUACCGGGAGACACAUCACCAAAUACGCCGAAAGCCCGUACAAACCACUCCGUGGUUACGUUCAAUGACAAGAUGUACUUAUUUGGCGGAACGAAUGGUUUCCAAUGGUUCAACGACGUAUGGUGCUACGAUCCAGCCACAAACUCCUGGACCCAGCUGGACUGUAUCGGCUACAUCCCAGCGCCCCGGGAAGGCCAUGCCGCAGCUUUGGUAGACGAUGUAAUGUACGUCUUUGGUGGGCGUACCGAAGAAGGCACAGAUUUGGGGGAUUUGGCCGCGUUCAGAAUCAGCUCCCAGCGCUGGUAUACCUUCCAGAAUAUGGGUCCUUCACCCUCCCCACGGUCGGGCCACAGCAUGACGACUGUGGGCAAGUCCAUUGUCGUUCUCGGCGGCGAGCCCAGCUCGCCCACGACUACCACCAAAGAUUUGGGUAUCAUGUAUGUUCUGGAUACGACUAAGAUUCGAUAUCCCAACGAUAAUCAGCAAGGAGCACAGCGAACAGCACAAGGAAUUCGAAGGCCCAGUACGAGUGAGGUCGUCAGUUCUGCCAAUCGGCAGCUGCCUCCUCCUGCAGGCGCCCCUCAAGACUCACGGAAGCCUGGCAGCGCGCCUGUCGUCGCGGCUACCACCACUGCUGCAACGGGUGCUUCCGGCAACAAGUCACCAAACGGGUACACUUCACCACCUCCCACAGGCGCAGACCCCGACAUGCAACAGAAUUCGGGAGCUCCUCCACCUUCAGCGCCUCCGUCAAAGCUCCCCAGAGCUAACCUCAUGUCAAGUCCCUCCGGCCCCCCUCCCCAGGGACCGACACCGGCGAAACCGAACAUGGAAGCACCUAGCAUCGGUCGGGUCAGGGGCGCGUCUACAGACCGAGUUGGCAGAUCUGGCUCUCCGCAAACAAUGUUGGCUCAACCUGCUGCUGGUGUGCCUGAACAUGACACUGGGCCCAUGAUGAACGGUCGACGGACACCCACUCAGCCGUCUCAACUGUGGAGGACAGGAUCUAAGCAGGAUCAUUCAGUCAGCGAUGCCAACAAGGGCAACCCAAGAGGUCACCGUCAACUGCAAAGUUCCGUGGAUAGCUCUGCAGAAUCCAACGUCAGAGCCGUUCGGCCCUCUUCUCCUCCUCCUCCAACCAGGCAGCCCAGCAAUCCUCUCUCCCGACGAUCAUCUGGUAGAAACUCUCAAACCGUUGCCCUCCUCAACGAAUUAGACUCGGCGCGGAACAGGAAUGCGUGGUAUGCGUCCGAGCUGGAGCUCGCUCGGAAGGCGGGCUACGUGUCCACCGCAACCAUGAAUACCCUUGACGCAAAAGCCGCCGAAACGUUUGACGACGAGGAUAGGCCUCUUGUGGAAGCUCUUCUGGCUAUGAGGACGGAACUAGCCAACGUGCAAAGUUCUGUGGAUAAGCAGGCAAUCAUGGCCGCAAAACAAAUCGCAGAGGCUGAGAAGCAACGUGAUGCAGCCAUUCAAGAAGCCGUGUAUGCCAAGGCCAAGUUGGCUGCGCACACGGGAGGAAGCGUAACGAGCACUCCUCAGCUGGAUGGUGACCGAGACGAGCCUUCAGACAGAUCAGGAGAAAUGGCCAAGAAAUUAGCUGCCGCCCUGGGCCAGCAAAAGGAUUUGAGGACCCAGCUGGACCAUUCUAGGACGGAAUUGAUGGCGGAAAAAAGCGCUCGUCAGUUGGCGGACGACACUGCCACUGCCGCCCAAAAGCGCUUAACCGACUUGGAGACUUACAAGCAGCAGACAUCCACUGAAAUAGAACGUCUAAAGGCAGAGCUGCACGUCGCCCAGCAAGAGGCUCGCGAAAAGUCGGUGGCAUGCGUCGAGGCUGUUACAGCGCUGGAGCUGGUGAGGGUGGAAAGGGACGAGUUCGGGUCAAAGUACAACGAGGCAGUCGGCUCCUCAAAGAGCCAUGACGAAACAUUCGAAUCGCUCAAGAACGCCAUAUCAGCAUCAGAGGAUGUCAAGUCGCAUUUGGAAACGCGGCUGGAGGAGGAGCGUGCAGCCCGUGAGCAACUGGAAGAUGAGCUCAACAAGUUGAAGCGAGAGCAUGAGGCCCGCACGACGGAGUUGUUGGCUUCAACAAAACGUUUGCGUGAUGCCCAAGAACUUGCUGAAAAACAUGCCAACGAAGCGCAAACGCAUCGCCAGGCUUUGCUGUCGGGACUCGGUACAAUGACGAGUCAAGACACGGCAAGCGCGGACAAGGGCGCUCAUAGUGAACGGAUCGCCGCGCUUCAAGACCAGAUUACGGCUGCCAAGGAGCUGGCGAGGAAGUAUCAGCUGGAAGCCGAUGCUGCCGCAGACAAGCUGCGCAGUGCCGAAGAAAGAAUUGCCGGCUUGGAGCAGUAUCAGGAGCAGUCGAGUAGGGAAGGCGUCGCGAUAAGAAGACAGCUUCAGUCUGCCCUGAGGGAAACGCAAGCCCUGCAAGCUGGCCACACGGACCUCAGAAAUCAACUCGCAUCCCAGCAGCUGGAAACGAAUGCCAUGACUGUGCAGCACAAUGCCCUGAAGGACAUUUUGUCGGAACGAGGCAUCAGUCCCACCAGCGCCAUCCGAUCUCGCGUCCUGGUCAGUCCACGAACAAACUCUCCUGAGCAGACCCGCAUGCGAGAUCUUGAGGCACAGCUCGCCAGUGCCGCUGCCACUCUGGAGGAGUGCAAACUGCAGUUUGCGUCUCAACAGCAAGAAUCCGAACUGGCAUACCGGGAGAAGCUCCAGCAGCUCGAGAGCGACUACCAGUCGGCUGUGCACUACGUCAAGGGAACAGAAAAGAUGCUGAAGCAGCUCAAAGACCAGCUCUCUCGCUACAAGUCCGACAACGGGCGCCUCAAGCUGGAGAUUGAGGAGCUGGAGACUCGGGUAAGCAAUGAGGACGGCCGGCCACCCGCAGCACCCGAGGACUGGCUUCACGAACGCGAUUCGCUGCAUCAGAGAGUCGAGUCUCUCGAAUCCGAGUUGAAGGCGUCGGGAUCCAAUCUGGAGAGAAGGCUCGAAGCCGUGACGACGGAGCUGGCCGACAGCAACAAGCAACGCGACGAGGCCAUCAAGACGUUGGAAUCGCACCGCAAGGAUUUGGAGCAACUCCACGCGGAGAACGCCCUUUUGGAACAGCGCGCCGGUGAUGCGGAGCAGAAAGUGGCUCUUCUUCUCGACCAGGUUGAACACUCGGUCGAUAACUACCGGAGACGCAGUCGCCAAGCCCCCAGCAUGACGUCGGAGAGCACCAACGGCCUCGCGCUCGGCCACAGCCGCAACGAGAGUUCUGAAAACGGAAGCUCGUACGGCGGCGCCAACAGUCUGGAUGCCAGGAACAGCGCGGCUCUCGACAACCUUGCCAGCGAGCUGGAGACUCUUCGAAGCCACUGGGAAGCCACAAACAAGAACUACCGCUUGAGCAGCAAUUUCGACUUUGACAGUCCCGUUGUCGGGAAGAAGGCUGAUGAAGGCUUGGCGAACCCUAGCCUGAGCGAGAGCCUGGCUGACUGGAGGAAGAGGCUUGACACGGACGAUCACCACUCGGGGGGUGAAAAGCCAUGA
This is a messenger RNA of Ustilaginoidea virens, 4350 nucleotides long. RefSeq lists its product as uncharacterized. The transcript is spliced from 4 exons. Bases 1 to 4350 code for a protein of 1449 amino acids. Gene Ontology annotation, molecular function: protein binding. Lineage: Eukaryota; Fungi; Ascomycota; Sordariomycetes; Hypocreales; Clavicipitaceae. The record is from RefSeq and is a predicted model, not a curated record. Gene Ontology annotation, biological process: regulation of cell shape.